Neurospora hispaniola is the source of this 770-nucleotide messenger RNA. RefSeq lists its product as uncharacterized. The record is from RefSeq and is a predicted model, not a curated record. Lineage: Eukaryota; Fungi; Ascomycota; Sordariomycetes; Sordariales; Sordariaceae. Gene Ontology annotation, molecular function: hydroxyisourate hydrolase activity. Bases 256 to 678 code for a protein of 140 amino acids. The transcript has 2 exons. Gene Ontology annotation, biological process: purine nucleobase metabolic process.
CGUGCGGCGGGAACGAGGAGGCUGUGUCGGUUGACGCCCCGUCCCGUCGUAGCGGACUUCACACCUUGAAAUGAUACAAAAAGAUUCGGGGUUUCUUCUAUCUUAGGUUUGAGACUGAUGAAUCUGUGACUUGAGCUCUUCAUCAAAGUCAAAACGGAAGUCACUGAAGAGUUAGCAGAACCCCCCAAAACAAUCACCAACGUACGUACCUACCCUAAAGAGCAGGAGGAGAACUCUAAAUCAUUGUAUGAAAAAAUGGCAACCAAAGACCGCAUAACGUGCCACAUCCUCGACACCUCCCUCGGCCAACCGGCCCGUUCGGUGCGCGUCAAGCUCGAGCUUCUGUCUUCUUCCACCUCUUCUUCCACCUCCCAAACCCCCAGCAAAACCUUUGAAUCCAUAACCGACGAAGACGGCCGCAUCAAGACCUGGCUGCCCUAUUCCUCCGCGCUCUCCUCGGGCGAAGUCCCCGUCUACACUCUGGAAGACGUUUUUGUCAACGACAUCAAGGGCCCGUCGAGAUGGAUGUUGCGCUUUGAUACGGCAGGGUAUUUCGGUGGGGAGGAUAAGACCUUCUUCCCCGAGGUGACGGUGGUGUUUAGGGUGGAGGAGGGACAGACUUAUCAUGUCCCGCUCCUGUUGGCGCCGUAUAGUUAUUCUACUUAUCGGGGGAGUUAGAGGGGGAGCUUCAGAUGGAAGACGUUGGGAGGAACCAAAAGGAAAGAAAGGAAAGACGGGAUUGGGGGGGUUGGAGACACGGGGGGUGGGUA